This is a messenger RNA of Gracilinanus agilis (Agile Gracile Mouse Opossum), 1299 nucleotides long. Its product is annotated as oocyte zinc finger protein XlCOF6.1-like. Gene Ontology annotation, biological process: regulation of transcription by RNA polymerase II. Gene Ontology annotation, cellular component: nucleus. NCBI's taxonomy places the organism in Eukaryota, Metazoa, Chordata, Mammalia, Didelphimorphia, Didelphidae. The transcript is spliced from 2 exons. Bases 1 to 1299 code for a protein of 432 amino acids. The record is from RefSeq and is a predicted model, not a curated record. Gene Ontology annotation, molecular function: DNA-binding transcription factor activity, RNA polymerase II-specific; RNA polymerase II transcription regulatory region sequence-specific DNA binding.
AUGGAGAUCCCUGGAUAUCCUCUCUACAGCCCUAGGGACUUUGUCCAGGGUGCAAGCAGAGCAGAGUGGUUGCUGUCAUUGCAGAUGCCAGUGACAUUCGAAGAUGUGGCCGUCUACUUCUCCCAGGAGGAGUGGGCAGUACUGGACCAACAACAGAAGAAGCUUUACCAGGACGUGAUGAGGGGGACCUAUGAGUUGGUGACCUCGAUGGGUACUAGGAAUGGGAUCAGAAGGGAGGUUAAAGAUGUCAGAGACAAUAUGGAAGAGCCAAAGACAUUUACCUUCUUGAUGAAGGCAGAGAGUAUUGUCAAAGACCCCCUAAAGCGGAGAAACAGUAAUGGAGAAAAGUCCUGGAGAAAACAGGCCUAUGGAGGAAGGCUUCAGGCGCCCCAAAGGCCACCAGAGAAAAAGAAACCCCCAACCUGUGCCGAGUGUGACAAGAGCUUCAGAAGCAACACAGCCUUGAUCAUCCAUGAGCGCAGCCACACCGGGGAGAGGCCUUUUAAGUGCCCCGAGUGUGGGAAAGGCUUCCCUUCCAAGGGGGACCUGAAGCGGCAUGGCAAGAUCCAUGUGGGAAAGCAUGAUAGAACGGAGGGUGUGCUCAGAGACGCCCCUUCAGGGCAUGCCGUCCCCCAGGACAAAGGGAAGCCCCACAUCUGCCUCCAGUGUGGAAAAGGCUUCAAAAAGGCCCGAAAUCUCAAGAAACAUAUAAAUGGUCACCUGGCAGAAAGGCCCUUUGAGUGUGGGGACUGUGGCCAGCGCUUCCGCCUCAAGCAGGUCUUAGUGUCCCACAAGCGGACCCAUAUCGGGGAGAGGCCCCACGGCUGCCCUCAGUGCGGGAAGUGCUUCAGCCAGAAGCACCAUCUCCGGAGCCACCAGCGAGUCCACACCGGGGAGAGGCCCUUCCCUUGCUCGCUGUGCUCCCGAUGCUUCAGCCAGAAGCACCAUCUGGUCAGCCAUCAGCGCAUCCACACGGGGGAGCGCCCCUUCACCUGCGCCAGCUGUAGCAAGAGCUUUAAAGACAAGAAGACGCUGACCAUCCACCGCAGGGUGCACACGGGCGAACGGCCGUACACGUGCUCGCAGUGUGGCAAGGCCUGCAGCCAGAAGCAGCACUUGAAGAGCCACCUGAGGGUCCACCGGGCAGGGGGCCAAGGACUGCUCCCGUCAUGCCCAGGAGAAAAACCGUACCAGUGCGGGGUGUGCGGGAAGGCCUUCCGGGACAACAGGAUUAUGCUGGCGCACCAAAAGACCCAUGAGGAAGAGCCCAAACUCUUUCCAGCAAGGGGGGUUCUGUGA